UUGUUCAAUGAUUAUUUAAGUACCUGAUGAUUAUCAUUACAGAAACGGAAACUUUUCAAUGUUUACUUUUACGUAUAUGAUUAUUUUGUCUUGCUACAAUUGACAUUGCCGCUAAUUAUAAUUUUUUACGGACAAUCUAUAAAUUAAUUUAGCAAAGUAUUUGCGUGUGUAAUUAAAUAAAGACUUAAUAUUUAUAAUCUCGAGUGAUGGGACUUGUCAAAAUUAAUACCGAGGAAGGAAGUGAUAAGAGUUUUAAAUACUCUACUACUCUCUUCACUUCCUCAGUUAGUUUUAAUAUCGACCCGCGAUCAUCACUUUAAAUAAAUGUCAAUAAAAAUUUUUUAAUUUGAAAAUUAAAGGAAGAAAUGUAAUAUGACACGCGACUCCAGUUGCUAGUUUGAUUUAUUAGUGAUUAAUUUAAAAGUAAAAGGUAUUAACUGACAAUUACAGUGAGAGUUUAUGUAUUAUAUCUUUAUUAGACUGUCACAAAUAACUUGUGUCAAAUUGAAUUAUUAUUUUGAUUACGACAUUGGGAACUUCUUAUCAAUUUUAACAUUUCACUAGCUGCCUUUUUGUAGUCAAUCUAUUUUGAUGUUACACCUCGAGGGAUGUGUCAGAGUCAUUGAAACUGUCGACCGAGUACCACAUUGUCAUUUCUUUUGAUUUUUUAUUACCCAUUUUAUGGAGUAAAAGUUUUUGGUAAUAAAAAAUUUUUUUAAGUUUUAUAUUUUUCUGAACAACUCCGAAGAUGAUUAGAGGCAAAGAAUUGUUAUCAUGCCGACAAACGCUUUGGAUCCUCGUUUUCACAGGAUGCGUAAUAAAUUACAUGUUAAAAUUUAGUUUAAAUUUAGCAAUAGUUGCUAUGGUGGUACCGAGAGCCAAAACCCCAAUUACUUCACAAUGCGGUUCCAAUGAAAACGUAUCAAAUUCAACGAUCGCUUCCAAUGUCACCACAGUUCUGCCUAUUCUCAGUCAAAAUAUAUCGUAUGCAGAUAGAUUCAAUUGGACAGAAUAUGAACAAGGAUUAGCCCUGGGAGCAUUUUUUUGGACAUACUGGGCAACUCAUGUAGUUGGAGGGCUUUUGGCCCAACAGUACGGGACUAAAUUGAUCUUCGGCGGCGCAAAUUUCAUCGCUUGUAUAAUUGUACUUCUCAUUCCAGUCACAAUAAAGUAUCAUCUAUAUGCGUUCCUUGUCCUGCGAGUUUGCCAAGGCGCAGUUAUGGGAGUAGUUUUACCGUCGAUGAAUAUGAUGACAGCAAAAUGGAUCCCUCCGACCGAACGUAGUAAAUUCGUAAGCGCUUACAUGGGCGGAUCUGUUGGUACAUCGGUUACAUAUUUACUGUGCGCAUUUAUAAUCCAUUAUUUCAAUUGGGAAACAGCAUUCUAUACAAUGUCCGUCGCGGGAAUAACCUGGUACUGUUUUUGGCUUUACUUUGCCUACGACUCACCUCAACAGCAUCCGAGAAUAAGUAAAGCCGAGCUGAAUUACAUUUUGGAAAACACGCCGCCUUUUAUUAAAAACAGCAAAGACACACCUAUUCCCUGGAAAGCUAUUUUGACCUCAGGGCCAUUUUGGACCACUGUUUUCUCGCACUGGGGAAUUACGUGGGGAUUCUAUACUCUCUUGACUCAAAGCCCAAGUUACUUUAGCUUCAUACAUGGAUGGGAUAUUAAUAUGACUGGAUUAAUAACUGGGGCACCGCAUAUUCCUCUGAUGAUAUUCUCAUAUACAUUUGGUAUUUUUUGUGACUGGUUAUUGAAACAUAAUAAAAUGAGUCGCACAGGAGUCAGAAAACUUGCAAUGUUCAUCGUAACAUUCGUUCAAGCUUUUUUCAUCAUCGGGUUAAGUCUCAGUGGCUGUCAUUCCAAUUUCGCUGUAGUCUUUAUGCUCGGCGGUACUGUAGCCAACGGCGCUAUUUCUUCAGCAACACUUGCUAAUUUUGUCGACCUGAGUCCUAAUUACAGUAGUAUAUUAUUUGGAAUUUGUGGUCUUAUUGCUAAUGGUGCCGGUGCUUUGUCGCCUUUCAUCGUCGGAAUACUUACUAAUGGGAAUCAAACGAUAGGACAAUGGCGCAUAGUAUUUUUGAUAACUGCUGGUAAUUUAAUAUGCGGCGGAAUUCUUUAUUUAUUGUGGGGAACUGGUGAAGAACAGCCUUGGAAUAAUUUGUAUAACAAUGAUAAUGAACAGGGUGAAGAAUUACAAAAACUUAAGCAUGAACAUACAGAGAUUAUUGAAAAAUGCGCAGCGAUAGAUGAAAAAAAAUUGGAGAAAGAAAAAGAAGGAGACCGCAGAUAUUUAAUAAGCUGUCGAGAUGUUUUAUGGUGGAUGGUUUUUUCUGGUCUGAGCGUUAACUUUAUGCUAAGAGUUAAUUUGAAUCUUGUUCUUGUUGCUACUGCUAAGCAAACUGAAAUUUUACCGUCUGUAUAUCAAUGCGGACAAGAAAUAAAUAAUAUAAGUAUAAGUAAUGUGCAACAGAAUAUUAUUAAUAAUAAUAAUUUUUCACUGACUAAUGAUACAAGUGAUGAAGAAAUUGGAAAAAAUAAAUAUCAGUACUCGGAGUACGAACAAGGUCUGGCAAUUGGUGCUUAUUACUGGAUUCACUGGAUGAGUGAAAUACCAGGUGGCAUUUUGGCGCGAAAAUAUGGAACCAAAAUGGUUUUCGGUGUUGGAAAUUUACUAGCCGCCAUAUUGGGAUUUUUUUUAUCACUUACUAUGAAUUACAGUCUCUACAGUCUUAUAUUUGUGCGCGUACUUCAAGGAUUAGUUGCUGGCGUCGCUUAUCCUGCAACUCACGACUUGACAGCCAAAUGGAUCCCGCAAAAUGAAAGAAGCAAAUUUGUGAGCGCAUAUAUGGGGGGAAGUGUUGGAAUCGCUCUGACAUAUCCACUGAGUGGUUUUAUAAUUGAUUACCUCGGCUGGAAGUUCGUAUUUUAUAUAACUUCACUUUUUGGCAUCAUCUGGUGUUUCUUAUGGAUAAGUUUGGUCUACGACACACCGCAACAGCACCCACGCAUAUCAGAAAGCGAAAAAAAAUAUAUCCUAGAUAAUUUAGGCGCAUCAGUAGACCAUUCAAAUCGUAAUUUAUCAAUACCAUGGAGUAAAAUAUUAACAUCAUGGCCAGUAUGGACAUCGAUUCUCUCAAACUGGGGUACAGUUUGGGGAUACUUUACUCUAAUGGUCCAAGCACCGGCUUAUUUCAAAUUCAUACAUGGCUGGAGUGUUGAAAAAGCAGGAAUUUUUUCCGGUCUUCCUCACUUCCUGACGAUGAUCUUCAGCUGGAUAUUCGCUUACAUAAGUGACUGGUUACUGCAAACUGAAAGAUUGACUCUGACUAACGUGAGAAAACUCGCAACUUUUGUCUGCUCCGGAAUUCCUAGUGUCCUAGUACUCGGACUAGCAUUCAGUGGUUGCUAUCCCGUGCUUGCGGUAAUUUUGAUAAUGGGUGGAAUAGCGUCAGCUGGCGCCGUCAGUUCUGGACCCCUAUCUAAUCUCGUUGACCUCAGCCCAAAUUAUGCGAGUAUACUCCUCGGUAUCUGUGGCCUUGUGAUUGACGUUGCUGGAUUUGUCUCUCCAUUAAUCGUAGGAUCUUUAACAAACGACAACCAAACUAUUGACCAAUGGCAGCUAAUUUUCAUCAUUGCAUUUUUGAACAUGGCAACCUGUUGCCUUAUUUACUGUAUCUGGGGCACCGCCGAUGAGCAAUCAUGGAACCAGUAUCGCACGGUCAAUAAAGACGAAGAUAAUUAUAAAAUAACAAUUGAACUUAAAACACAAUUAAAUAAUCAAUGAGACUUAUAAUUAAUAUAAAU
Microplitis demolitor is the source of this 3810-nucleotide messenger RNA. RefSeq lists its product as uncharacterized. Gene Ontology annotation, cellular component: plasma membrane. The transcript is spliced from 14 exons. Gene Ontology annotation, molecular function: transmembrane transporter activity. Gene Ontology annotation, biological process: monoatomic anion transport; transmembrane transport. NCBI's taxonomy places the organism in Eukaryota, Metazoa, Arthropoda, Insecta, Hymenoptera, Braconidae. The record is from RefSeq and is a predicted model, not a curated record. Bases 749 to 3790 code for a protein of 1013 amino acids.